AUGGCACAUACACAAGUGAAAGAGCGUUAUGAGAAGGGCUUCUCCGAGCACGACGAGAAGGGACCGCAGACCAAGACCCUUGGUCAUCUUCGUCUGCGAGAUUCCGAGACCAACGAGGUCAUCCUAGUUCCUACACCUUCAUCGGAUCCGAAAGACCCACUUAAUUGGCCACGAUGGUUCAAGCUAUACACUGCCAUUGCAGUAUGUCUCGCCAUGGUUCUUUGCAAUUUCCUUGCUGCUGGUCCUACACUGGCAAUCGUUCAAACCGCAGAGGACUUCUUUCCCGACUGGAAAACAACGGGUAUCUCAAGCGCGAUUGCCAAAACAGCCUACUUCUUCAAUUGCACGGCCCUCUUCCAGGGCUUGGGUAAUCUGCUCUGGAUGCCUUUGAUUAACAAGUACGGACGCCGAGCCGUCUAUGUGACCUCCUUCACCAUUUAUUUCAUCACAGCCAUCUGGUGUGCCGUCGCCAAGCAGUAUGCGAAUUUCCUCGUCGCAAGAAUCAUCAUGGGCAUUGCAGCUGGAGCAGGAGAGUGUCUUGCCCCUAUUACAAUUGCCGAUAUUUUCUUCUUGCACGAGCGUGGAGCUAUCACAGCUCUCUACAAUGCCUCCCUGAACUUCGGUGUCGCUUCCGGCGCCAUUGUUGAUGGAUUUAUCGUCAAGUUCCAUCCAUGGCGCUAUAUCUACUAUGUCGCAAUCGCCCUGAUCGGUGCCAUUACCCUCAUCGUGUAUGCAACUUUCCCCGAGACAGCCUAUAUCAGAGCCCCAGCUAUGUCCGACAGCAUUACCACACUGUCACCUUCCGGUCAGCGCAUCCGUCGCAGUACGCCGGGAGAGGGCGAAAAAGCAGUUUCCGAGGUCCAGGAAGAAGUCCUCACUCAAGAGACGGAUAAAAACCGGGGUUGGCUUCAGGGCUUGAAGCUAUAUCAUGGAAAAUACACGGACGAGUCCCUGUGGCAAAUGACGAUCCGACCUGUUGGGCUUUUGAUCCUCCCACCUGUGCUCUGGGCUACCCUUGUGAUGUCGGUCACUAUUGGAUUCAUCACAGCCAUCACCUCCAACGUCGCAACCGCAUUCUCCGACACAUACGGGUUCGCGGCAUGGCAGUCUGGUCUUUGCUUCGUUUCUGCUAUUAUCGGAUGUAUCUUUGGUAUUAUGCUUGGUGGACAUCUUUCCGAUUGGGUUGCUGAUGUGUUCACACGUCGGAACAAUGGUAUUCGUGAGCCGGAGAUGCGUCUUCCUGCCAUGAUGAUUAGUGUCAUUACUGGUCCUCUUGCGUUGGCUUUGUAUGGCUGUGGUAUUAAGUGGAAGAUGCACUGGAUCGUUCCUACCAUUGGUAUUGGUCUUAUCAACUUUACUAUCACCCAGGCUACCAAUGUCUCGCUAGUCUACACAAUUGACAGCUACCGUCCCAUCGCUGGAGAGAUCGUUGUUACCCAGCUGGCAUUUAAGUCUGCCUUUGGUUUCUUGCUUGGAUUUUACACGAACCCCUGGGUGGAUAUUCAUGGCUAUAAUGUGGCCUAUGGAGAGAUGGCUGCAAUUUGUGGUGGAGUUCUUGUUUUCUGGAUCCCAUUGUUCUUCUGGGGGAAAAUUAUUCGUGAGAAGACUUUGAGCUGGCGAGUCAUGAAGUGGGUGCAGUGGGAUAUGGACAGAGAGGUUGGAGAGUAG
This is a messenger RNA of Penicillium pulvis, 1668 nucleotides long. Its product is annotated as putative MFS transporter. The record is from RefSeq and is a predicted model, not a curated record. Gene Ontology annotation, molecular function: transmembrane transporter activity. The coding region runs from base 1 to 1668 and encodes 555 amino acids. The transcript has 4 exons. NCBI's taxonomy places the organism in Eukaryota, Fungi, Ascomycota, Eurotiomycetes, Eurotiales, Aspergillaceae. Gene Ontology annotation, biological process: transmembrane transport.